This is a messenger RNA of Penicillium cosmopolitanum, 630 nucleotides long. RefSeq names its product EXPERA domain-containing protein. The coding region runs from base 1 to 630 and encodes 209 amino acids. The transcript has 2 exons. Gene Ontology annotation, cellular component: endoplasmic reticulum. The record is from RefSeq and is a predicted model, not a curated record. Lineage: Eukaryota; Fungi; Ascomycota; Eurotiomycetes; Eurotiales; Aspergillaceae.
AUGCUCCGCAAAACAGACAUCGCAUACCUAAUAUUUUUCACAACUCACCUCCCAAUAAUCUACCUAAUCGACACCGCCCCACUCCAACCAACCUGGGCCGUAACCUCCCUCUCAACAACCCUACGAACCUUCUACGUAAACACCUACCGCGACAAAUUCUUCGAAUCCCCGACACCAGCAUGGUUCAGCGCAUUUAUCUGGAUGGAGGUGUUGUACCAUGUCCCGGCUAGUUUGUGGGCUGUGUGGGGGUUGUUGAAGGGUGAGUGUAGUCGAGCUGAGCUGAGCGCAGCGCAGCGAGGCUCGGCGAAGCUUCCAAGCAUUGAAGCAUUGCCAAACCAAACCAAGUCUUCAGAGUUCGCUAACCAUAUCUCAUCUGCGACAGAACACCCCCUCAUCCCAGUCCACAUCCUCAUAUUCGGUGUCCAGGCAUUUAUCACCUCGCUUACUUGUCUCGUUGAAGUCUGGGCGUGGGAGGAUAGGAGUACGGUCGAGAAACAGAAUAUUACGGCUCUCUAUGGGCCCUAUGUGGCAUUGGGCGCGUAUAUGGCCAUUGAUUCGAUUCUUCGGUUACGGGCUCAACUAAUGCCUAACUCCAAGGCUAAAGCCCAGACACAGCUUAAGCGGGAGUGA